Molecule: messenger RNA, 678 nt
Organism: Eremothecium sinecaudum
Lineage: Eukaryota; Fungi; Ascomycota; Saccharomycetes; Saccharomycetales; Saccharomycetaceae
Gene: ADK1
Product: adenylate kinase ADK1
Exons: 1
Coding region: 1-678 (225 amino acids)
Biological process (GO): ADP biosynthetic process
Cellular component (GO): cytoplasm; mitochondrion
Molecular function (GO): AMP kinase activity; ATP binding
Source: RefSeq, a predicted model, not a curated record
AUGGCCCAAGAUUCUCACAUCCCGGAAGCUAUUAGAAUGGUCUUGAUGGGCCCACCAGGCGCUGGUAAGGGUACCCAAGCUCCAAACUUAAAGGACAAGUUCUGUGUAUGUCAUUUGGCAACCGGUGACAUGUUGAGAGCACAAGUUGCCAAGAAAACUCCUCUAGGAGUGGAGGCUAAGAAGAUUAUGGACCAAGGUGGCCUUGUUUCCGACGAGAUUAUGGUUAACAUGAUCAAGGAUGAGUUGACUAACAACGCGGAGUGUAAGAAUGGUUUCAUUUUGGAUGGUUUCCCAAGAACUAUUCCUCAGGCUGAAAAGCUUGACGCAAUGUUGAAGGAACAGAACAAGCCGCUGGACAAGGCUGUUGAGUUGAAGAUUGAUGAUGAGUUAUUGGUUGGAAGAAUUACCGGUAGACUGAUCCACCCAGCUUCAGGUAGAUCAUACCACAAGAUUUUUAACCCUCCUAAGAGAGAGAUGACUGAUGACGUCACUGGUGAGCCAUUGAUUCAAAGAUCCGAUGACAAUGUCGAGGCCUUGAGAAAGAGAUUGGAUGCCUACCAUGCCCAAACUGAACCAAUUGUCGAGUUCUACAAGAAAACUGGUAUUUGGGCCGGCAUCGAUGCUUCUCAAUCUCCAAGUACUGUUUGGUCUGACAUUCUAAAGGUUUUGAGAAAGUAG